CCGGGCAUCAUGGGCUAUUAAGAAGGAUCGAAUCCCCUCGAGACAACCAUCCCCCCGAGCCGGCACGUUGUUUAUACCCGCUGCUCGGCCUGGAAAGCCGCCCAACGGCCUUCUUGCUCUGUUCAAACUUCACGGUUUUGACCUCAUGUUGCGACCGGAUUCGACAUGCUGAGCUACGCCAUUGAAAGGGGAAUUCAUGUCCUCUCAGAUUCCUCGCAGGCGGUUCGGGCAGCAUAACGUGAAAACAUAUUAGGUGCCUUUAUUUGUCGAGAGUUCGAGACGCCGACCCUCCAAUGCAAGGGUUUGUCCUGCGACUACCGCCGACUCGGCCGGCUGCUGUCUUCAACCCCGAUAUUGAAGACUGGCUUGAUUCCUUACCCGAACCUACAGCAAAGCCGUCGACGAGUGAGCUCAAAAAAUGGAGGCUCAGGGAUCCCACCGGUCUUGGGAGGGACUUCUUCGUCACUUGCCUCAUUACCAGGCUUAUAUCGCUUGCGGUGGCAACGACCGUGACCGCAAUUGUCCUUCCUAUAAUAGUAGGGAGGAGUAGAGCGGACUAUUCCAUUGAUUGCCUGCUACCGGUUUUAGUGUGUCCCAUCGUCGCCCUGUGGAAUAUAGCUGAGCUCAUUGCUGUAUGUCUCUUCCACUAUCGAGGGACCGGGGACAGAGGAAUUUCACCGAGCAUCCACGCAUGGGUUGACGGUCUUGUAUUUGUGGGAGUUGCCUCGGCGACUGGCCUACUAGUCGUGGAUGUCAUCAUUGGCGUCGGGAACUACGGGACCCGUUAUGACUCGUUGUCAAAGGAAAUCGCCAGCAUAACCUUAUUGGUAUUGUUGAUGAUUUUACACUCCUUCCUUCUUUUCUUCUUCAUAUGCAGCUGGAUAGACAGGCGACAGCAGAUGAAGGGGCGAAGGAUCUCCGACCUGCCGCUACAAACCAAAAACGCCACCGCACACCCGAACGCCGUGUGCCGGCCUGGGGCUCAGCCGGCCCUAGACUCGAGCCCCGUUGAUCCCAGUCUGAAUCAAACCCCCGUGGACGCCGCAAUUCCCACAUGAGCUCACGGCUACCCAAUGUUCCUCGAGUGCUUAAUCACCCAACUCGCCGCUCUUUCGAGCACCGACAGAGCUUAAGUCUGGAACAAACAAGCUAGAU
Canariomyces notabilis is the source of this 1155-nucleotide messenger RNA. RefSeq lists its product as uncharacterized. The record is from RefSeq and is a predicted model, not a curated record. NCBI's taxonomy places the organism in Eukaryota, Fungi, Ascomycota, Sordariomycetes, Sordariales, Chaetomiaceae. The transcript is spliced from 3 exons. The coding region runs from base 294 to 1058 and encodes 254 amino acids.